Ictalurus punctatus (channel catfish) is the source of this 1987-nucleotide messenger RNA. It is a transcript of the gene dffb, whose product is annotated as DNA fragmentation factor, beta polypeptide (caspase-activated DNase). Gene Ontology annotation, molecular function: DNA endonuclease activity. Gene Ontology annotation, cellular component: nucleus; cytoplasm. Lineage: Eukaryota; Metazoa; Chordata; Actinopteri; Siluriformes; Ictaluridae. The transcript has 7 exons. Gene Ontology annotation, biological process: apoptotic DNA fragmentation; apoptotic process. The record is from RefSeq and is a predicted model, not a curated record. Bases 451 to 1446 code for a protein of 331 amino acids.
CAUUGGUUGCAUUAGCCUAUAGGUUAUUAUGUACUAUAUGAGUUUGGAAUUAACCAUGUAACAUUUUAAUUAUAUUCUGCUGAACCUUGUUCAGCAAAAUGAAUGAAUCUUUUUUUCGAGUCAUUUUGUUCAUUUCGCUAAACGAGAUUCAAAGAUCCGAGUCAGUAAAAUGAUCCGAACUUCCCAACACUACCAAAUACACACCAGCCCAGCAAGUCAAGAGGAAAAAGCAGGUCUGAAAAUCCCGCAAAUGGUACAACAUAACUUGUGAGAAAUAAGGGGGAAACAGCGCUGGAAGUUGUAGAUUUCAGGGUGCAGCAGUGUGUCGGAAAUACGACAAGAGAAACCCCGCCUUCCUGCUCAGUCUACACUGAAAACACAAGUCAUAUAUUGGGCGGAGCUUCCUGAUGUGUUAGAUUAUUCACCGGUUUCCGUCUCGAAAACAAAAACAUGUCGAAAACACAAACAAAGCUAAAAUCAUUCAAAGUGAGGCGAGCUGGAGAGGCGAAAAAAUUCGGUGUGGCGGCAUCUACUCUGAAAGAACUGAUCAAAAAAGCAUGCGGUCUACUUAAGAUGUCUGCGUCGAAGGUACAGUGCUGUUUGUAUGAGGACGGGACGGUAGUGACAGAAGAUUAUUUUCUACAUCUUACCGAAAACACCGAGUUAGUUCUACUUCCGGAUGGACAGAGCUGGAACGGAAUGGUAUAUGACCUCAGCCAAAUCCUCGGGCUGGACAGACACUCAGAACAGCUGAUCGACGCAGCUCAACAGCUAUUGACUGAUGAGCAUUCAGCUAAAAGGAGAAAAAUCCUCAGUGAGCUCCUGUGUAAUCUGAAAGAUCAUGCAGAGCUGGAGAAUAGGGAAGAUGAUGAGGACUGGUUUCAAGGGAUCGACUUAAGAUUUAAGACCAAGUCCUCAUACAUGAAGCACAACUGUGAGCAAAGAAUACGGUCAUACUUGAAAGAGGUGGACAGCCAUGCUCGCACUAUUCAGAACUCUAAGCAGAAAAGUGAAUAUCAGAAGGUGGCAGCCAGCAUGGCAGAAAAGCUGAAAUCCAUGCACUAUCAUGGCACUUACUUUGACAGAAGAGAAAAAGAGCUCCAUCGACUGUGUACUAAAGAGGGCUGGUUCUCCUGCCAGGGUGCUUUUAAUGUGGACCAGUGUGAAUCUCUCCACUCAAUAAACCCGUAUGGUAACCGUGAGAGUAGAAUCCUUUUCAGCACCUGGAAUCUGGACCACAGGAUCGAGAAGAAGAGAACCAUCAUACCCACUCUUGUCAAGGCACUUCAAGGUAAAAAGAGCAGUGAUAUAAACCUGGACUAUUUCUACAAGCUGCUAUUCACAAGAGAAAAUCUCAAGCUGGUUCACAUUGUCUGCCACAAGAAGGGAGCGCAUGACCUAGCAUGUGAUUCACGGAAAAUAUACAGACGAGUUAAAAGGAAUUGAAGUGGACAGUGAUGACAUCAUGACUAGAGUCACCAUAGAUAACACAAGAGAAUUGUGAUUUUCUGUCCAGGGAAAAGAAUAGAACAUUUUUUAAAUGAUUUUCCUAAUGUUUUUGAGGUGUGAUUUAUAUUUCCCCAGUUGAUCAUGUUUUAAAAAAUAAGUAUUUUCUUUUAAACAAUGUACACUUUUUAUAUUGUUUUAAAAUGUGAAAUUAAGGAAUGAUCCUUGUGAAUUUAUGCAUGUUGAUUGAACAAUGUUGAACAAACUUUCUUUGGUGCACUCAGGUUUUUGAGAAAUGUUUACCAAUGUAACAUUUUUGUACCUUAUGUGUGAAAGAUUCCUUAUGGUGUUUUUUUUGUGUACUUAAUUCUAUGAAAUUCAUGUUUUCUACAUUAGUUGGUACCAGAAUAUAUUUUUAUUAACUUUUUUUAAUGAAUCCAAAUAGUUCUUUUUCCUUUUCAACUGCCAGUCCACCAGAACAGUGAAAAAGAGUGAGCCAAAUAUUCAGCAAAAUACCCAUUAAAAAUGUAUUGCUGUGUAA